This is a messenger RNA of Peromyscus maniculatus bairdii (prairie deer mouse), 2770 nucleotides long. RefSeq names its product phosphofructokinase, liver type (gene Pfkl). Gene Ontology annotation, biological process: fructose 1,6-bisphosphate metabolic process; canonical glycolysis; fructose 6-phosphate metabolic process. Gene Ontology annotation, cellular component: 6-phosphofructokinase complex; cytoplasm; membrane. Gene Ontology annotation, molecular function: ATP binding; AMP binding; fructose-6-phosphate binding. The record is from RefSeq and is a predicted model, not a curated record. Lineage: Eukaryota; Metazoa; Chordata; Mammalia; Rodentia; Cricetidae.
CGGAGCCGGAGCGGGGCGGGACGAACCGGGCGCACUGGCGGCGGCAAAGGGCGGGGACAGGCAACAGCGGCGCGGAACGCAGAGCGGGGAAGAGGAGCUCUGGCUCCUGGUCUCCGCUGCCACCAUGGCCACCGUGGACCUGGAGAAGUUGCGGAUGUCGGGGGCUGGCAAGGCCAUCGGAGUGCUGACCAGCGGCGGCGAUGCGCAAGGUAUGAAUGCUGCUGUCAGGGCUGUGACCCGUAUGGGCAUAUAUGUGGGGGCCAAAGUCUUCCUCAUCUACGAGGGCUACGAGGGCCUUGUGGAAGGAGGUGAGAACAUCAAGCCAGCCAACUGGCUCAGUGUCUCCAACAUCAUCCAGCUGGGCGGCACCAUUAUUGGCAGUGCCCGCUGCAAGGCCUUCACUACGAGAGAAGGACGCCGGGCAGCAGCCUACAAUCUACUCCAACACGGCAUCACCAACCUGUGUGUCAUUGGUGGAGAUGGCAGCCUCACGGGUGCCAACAUCUUCCGCAAUGAGUGGGGCAGCCUCCUGGAGGAGCUGGUGAAGGAAGGUAAGAUCUCAGAGUCCACGGCUCAGAAACAUGCACACCUGAGCAUUGCUGGGCUGGUGGGCUCCAUCGAUAACGACUUCUGCGGCACCGACAUGACCAUAGGCACAGACUCGGCCCUGCAUCGCAUUAUGGAGGUCAUCGAUGCCAUCACCACCACUGCCCAGAGCCACCAGAGGACCUUUGUGCUGGAGGUGAUGGGACGUCACUGCGGAUACCUGGCGCUGGUGUCUGCGCUGGCCUCAGGGGCUGACUGGCUGUUUAUCCCUGAAGCACCCCCUGAGGAUGGCUGGGAGAACUUCAUGUGUGAGAGACUGGGCGAGACUCGGAGCCGCGGAUCGCGACUAAACAUCAUCAUCAUCGCAGAGGGUGCCAUUGACCGGCAUGGAAAGCCUAUCUCGUCCAGCUACGUGAAGGAUCUGGUGGUUCAGAGGCUGGGCUUUGACACACGAGUGACCGUGCUGGGCCACGUGCAGCGAGGAGGGACGCCCUCAGCCUUUGACCGAGUCCUGAGCAGCAAGAUGGGCAUGGAGGCUGUGAUGGCCUUGCUGGAGGCCACGCCCGACACACCGGCCUGCGUGGUCAGCCUCUCCGGGAAUCAGUCUGUGCGGCUGCCUCUCAUGGAGUGCGUGCAAGUGACAAAGGAGGUGCAGAAGGCCAUGGAUGAGAAGAGGUUCGACGAGGCCAUCCAGCUCCGUGGCAUGAGCUUCGAGAACAACUGGAAAAUCUACAAGCUCCUUGCCCACCAGAAGAUCUCUAAGGAGAAGUCCAAUUUCUCCCUGGCCAUCCUGAAUGUGGGAGCCCCCGCCGCCGGCAUGAACGCCGCUGUGCGCUCUGCAGUGCGCACCGGCAUCUCCGAGGGACACACAGUGUAUGUUGUGCAUGAUGGUUUCGAAGGCCUGGCCAAGGGUCAGGUGCAAGAAGUGGGCUGGCAUGAUGUGGCAGGCUGGCUGGGGCGAGGUGGUUCAAUGCUGGGGACCAAGAGGACGCUGCCCAAGCUCCACCUGGAGGCCAUCGUGGAGAACCUCCGCACCUACAACAUUCACGCCCUGUUGGUUAUCGGUGGCUUUGAGGCCUACGAGGGUGUGCUGCAGCUGGUGGAGGCACGGGGCCGUUAUGAGGAGCUCUGCAUUGUCAUGUGUGUUAUCCCGGCCACCAUCAGCAACAAUGUGCCCGGCACUGACUUCAGCCUGGGCUCAGACACCGCCGUCAAUGCGGCAAUGGAGAGCUGUGACCGCAUCAAGCAGUCAGCCUCGGGGACGAAACGUCGUGUGUUCAUCGUGGAGACCAUGGGGGGCUACUGCGGGUACCUAGCCACUGUGACAGGCAUUGCCGUGGGUGCCGAUGCCGCCUACGUCUUUGAGGACCCUUUCAACAUCCACGACUUAAAGGCCAAUGUGGAGCAUAUGACCGAGAAGAUGAAGACCGACAUCCAGAGGGGCCUGGUGCUCCGAAACGAGAAAUGCCAUGAGCAUUACACCACGGAGUUCCUGUACAAUCUGUACUCCUCGGAAGGCAAGGGUGUGUUCGACUGCAGGACCAAUGUGCUGGGCCACCUGCAGCAGGGAGGGGCUCCAACCCCCUUCGACCGGAACUAUGGGACCAAACUGGGGGUGAAGGCCAUGCUGUGGAUGUCAGAGAAGCUGCGCGAUGUCUAUCGCAAAGGGCGGGUGUUCGCCAAUGCUCCCGACUCCGCCUGUGUGAUCGGCCUGCGGAAGAAGGUGGUGGCCUUCAGUCCAGUCAUGGAACUCAAGAAAGAUACCGAUUUUGAGCACCGCAUGCCACGGGAACAGUGGUGGCUGAAUCUACGGCUGAUGUUGAAGAUGCUGGCACACUACCGCAUCAGCAUGGCAGACUACGUGUCGGGGGAGCUGGAGCACGUCACACGCCGCACCUUGAGCAUAGACAAAGGUUUCUAGGCCGCCAUCACCGCCCUUCCAGCUUUCCUGGACUCUCUCCCUUCCAGUGCCAGCCACAGAUCCCAGCACGGAGGGGAACUCACAUGGAACUCGGGGCCUGUGGCUGGAGGGUGGGGUGUCUAGUGUGCUGCUCUGGGGCUUUCCUCCCCUAGCUACCUCCAGGAUGGAGCACCUGGGGAGCCCUCACCUUCCGGCCCUGGCUGGGCAGACCCACAUUGCCUCUCCCUCACUGGCCAGCUGGCUGCCUCACCACAUGGCUGAAAAGAGCCUUACCUUUUUUAGAAAUAAAGUCACCCGACUGGA